Messenger RNA from Centruroides sculpturatus (bark scorpion), 2046 nucleotides. RefSeq names its product ADAMTS-like protein 5. Gene Ontology annotation, cellular component: extracellular matrix. Lineage: Eukaryota; Metazoa; Arthropoda; Arachnida; Scorpiones; Buthidae. The transcript has 12 exons. Gene Ontology annotation, molecular function: metalloendopeptidase activity; protein binding. Gene Ontology annotation, biological process: extracellular matrix organization. The record is from RefSeq and is a predicted model, not a curated record. Bases 455 to 1960 code for a protein of 501 amino acids.
GAGGAAUUCUCUCUCUCCCCUUUGGGGUGGAGGCCCGAAUUUUCUUUCGGGACUCCACGUCGCCGGAGCGCGUUCUUAGCGUUUCGAAUCGGAAACCGCGAUAAAUUUCACGCAUUUCUUACACGACGUAAGGGAUAUCACGUGUCGCCAAUUGAAAAAUUACGUCUACGAACGGAAAGAUGCCACCACCAAUUUCGGAGGGUUUGCAACACUGGAAACAAACACGAGGAGCCAAAUAUCGGAAACGUAAACGUGGUGUAAGGUCGCAGGGGGUGACGAGAUUCCUAUUUCCGGUCGGUUGUUUACAACGGUGGCCGAUAACUCCGCGUGUUAUCUGCGAAGAGCUAAGGAAAUUCUAAGGAUGCGACCGACUUUCACUUUUUAAAAAUGGAUUCACCAAUCCUUCUUGUAUAUAUAUUAUAGGUUGAACAAACUCCCACCCCGUUUCUGCCAGAUGGCAGCAGAAAUUAGUCUCGUGAUGCUGUUCCUCUUCGUUGGACAUCUGCAACACAACCAGGUAAAAGGGAGCUUCUGGCGUCCGGAAGGGGAGGGAAAUGCAAGACCUUAUCGCAGAUCUUGGUCUUCCUGGUCUCCCUGGUCAUUUUGUAGCAGAACUUGUGGGACUGGAAUCAUCUCAAGGACCAGGUUAUGUCGAGGAAGGGUGGAUGAGAAUAAGACACAGAAUGGAUUUUGCCCAGGAGAAACAGUCGAAUAUAGGAUAUGCAAUACGCAGAAAUGCCCCUUGGAUUCUAUAGACUUCCGCCAGUGGCAAUGUUCCCUUUACAAUAACCGACAAGUGGCUCAACAAAUAGUCACAGAAUGGAUUCCGUAUCUCAAAGGUCGAAACGAAUGCGAAUUAAGGUGUCAGACAAAGGAGAAGGACCGCCAUUACUCAUUUGGUAAAGUUAUGGAUGGUACUAGUUGCUCCGAUGGGCAGGGGAGCAUUUGCGUUAAUGGCAGGUGUUCGUCCGUCGGUUGCGAUGGUAAAGUGGGAUCGAAAGCUAUGAAAGACGUAUGUGGAGUGUGCGAAGGGGGCAACAAGACUUGCGUGUUCUACAGGAAAGUAUACGUUGGCCAACCUUCGAAACCCGGAUAUCAUCGCGUAGCCAUCGUUCCAGAAGGGGCUAGUCAAGUGGAGAUCCGUGACGACAGUCAAAUCAACCAAUUAGCAUUAACGGACGAUCGUCACCAGUACAUCGUCAAUGGGCCGGGUGUAUACAGUCGCGCGGCUCGUUACGGAGCUUUAGGUACAUACGUAGAAUACCAACGGUUACCUGGCAACAGGGAAAUCAUUCGUAUCCCUGGACCUACAGACCGGAACUCUUACGUCGUGGCAUUAAUGCGAGGCACCCAUCCUGGUAUCUACUACCAGUAUUGGUUAUCGAACGGGGGAGACAGAGGUAAUAGAUCUCAUCCAUAUUUACAACCCGCACAACCCAGAGAAGAGAAAAGGAAAGAUUCUAGGUAUCAUGAGUACGAGAUCGAGGAUUCGAGACCCAGAAAAUGGAACAACGUUGAAAUUAUAGUUGACCGGGAAGAUAAGGGACUAGUCCUUGUCAAGGUGAACGGGACGAAGAAAAACAGUAGCAGGAAAUCAGGCUGCGCCAGAUGUGACAAGGUCAAAGACCCCUCUCGAAAUUACUGCCAGAGCACUUUCGUUCUAAGAGCCAUUGUGACGGACGUGAAGAGGGCCGAAGGGAAAAUUCGAUACGAACUUCGUGUUAUUCGGUCUUUCAAGAGCGGACAACCUCUACAUCAUAAAGAAUAUUUGUGGACGGCGGAUCGUUGUAGAUGCCCAAAAUUGCGACGAAACAGGGAAUAUGUCAUAAUGGCGCGAUUAAGGAGAAGGGGAAGAGAGAGCCGUUUGGUGGUCGAUCGACGAUCCUACGUCAGAAGAUACAAUCAAAAGAGGGGACGUCUCCUAUUGAAGUUGAAAGAGAAACUUAAUUGUCCCAAGUAAUUUGUAAAAAGUAUAAACUUCUCUUUUACGUCACGGAUGUAUAUUUUUUAAAUAAAUAUUCUAACGGAAUAUCCGGUUUUCUAUUG